CAGCAGUUACGACUGCUUUCCGUAACCUACUACAUUCAAUGAAGUCGGUAACUUCUGGAAAGUCUGGACUGAUAGCGACGUUAAUGAACAUUGUUUCGAGCAGAGAACAUGAAUUUCGAAUUGGAUUCCAAAAUGACUGUCACUCGUUUUUGCUUACACUCUUAAGUGAAUUACACGAUGAAAAUCAGGCAAAAGACACAACACUUGUAUUUGAAAUUGAAAUGGUUGAUGAAUUUGCUUUUGAUUCCUGUGAUCAUAAAGAAGUAACAGAUAUUCAGAUUAUGAGAAGUCUAACUCUUCCUUCAGAAUCAUAUAAUGUAGAAGAAGGUUUGAAAACACUGCUUUAUGAGGAAGAAUUUGAUGAAGCAGAUGUCCCUUGUAGAGAAUGUGGGACAGAUGGAUUUUUAUCAAGAAAAGGAAAAACAAGAAAAGCAAUGAGAUUUCGUACAUUGCCCAAAGUUCUCGUACUUCAGCUUGGGUGUUUUAAGGAGAUGAGUUUUGGUGGUCACCUCCACAUUGCAAAAUCUUAUAAAAGUAUCGGCUUUCCUGAAAAACUGAGAGUACCACAAUCGAAUGGAAAUAUUGUGAAUUAUCAUCUAUACGGUGUUGUGAACCAUCAUGGCUCAGUACAUGGUGGUCACUACACAUCAUUUGUAAAACACCUUUUACAUCACAGUGAUGCAGGGGAUUGGUACUAUUGCAAUGACAGCCGUGUAAGACAUUCGACCCUGCAGGAGGCUUUGAAAUCUCAUGACGCAUACCUGCUGUUUUAUACGAUGUGA
Saccostrea echinata is the source of this 782-nucleotide messenger RNA. RefSeq lists its product as uncharacterized. Gene Ontology annotation, cellular component: nucleus; cytosol. The transcript has 8 exons. The record is from RefSeq and is a predicted model, not a curated record. Gene Ontology annotation, molecular function: cysteine-type endopeptidase activity; cysteine-type deubiquitinase activity. The coding region runs from base 39 to 782 and encodes 247 amino acids. Lineage: Eukaryota; Metazoa; Mollusca; Bivalvia; Ostreida; Ostreidae. Gene Ontology annotation, biological process: protein deubiquitination.